AUGCAGUACUUCCUGUCCCUGAACAACGACUCUGGCAAACUCUGCGAGGCAUUCAAGCGAGACCUCUUCCCCACCGAAGUGCCGAUCACAGCCGAAGAGAGGGAUUUUCCUCUCGGUUUUAUCCUCACUGUCUACAAAAACAUCAAUCAGGUGGCGCGUCUGCUACGUCUCAUAUAUCGGCCACAAAACUUCUACGUCAUUCACGUAGAUAGAAAGUCACCACAGGAGUUCUAUGACGCAGUCCAAGAAAUCGCAAAAUGCUUCGGUGCCAAUGUUGGUGUAGUUCCUCGAAAUGAUAGUGUCAGUGUCAUCUGGGGAGACUACACGGUCUUAGAGCAGGAACUCGUUGCCGCGCGAAUCCUCCUGCAAAUGGGGAAGUGGAAGUAUUUCAUAAAUCUGACAGGCCAAGAAUUGCCUCUGAAGACAAACUUGGAAUUGGUCCUGGCACUGAAAAUGCUAAAUGGCUCCAACAUCGUUGAGGCCACAUUAAAACAUCGUUUCAAGUUCCGAAUACCCAGACAUAGACCAUCAUUCCCAGUAAGUAAUGUGGUCUAUUAAAUGAGGCUAUUUCAUGACAUCUUUAAUUAAACUGUGUCCUAUGAUACAACCUUCAUCAAAUUUGAUAGGCGCAUUUGACGUGAAGUGCAAGCGAAUCAAUUUGUUUCCCACUCAGCUUUUGUUGUUGUCCCUUCUAUGUUCAUUGUAAACCACAGAAUGCGCGUACACAGAAGGGAGAACGUUUGCGACCUUGACGCGGUGAACAAAAAUAGCAGGCGUUAUUAAAGUCCAUCGCUGUCUGUCAUGUCCCCGCAUGCAACGUUCCAGUAAGCGAUUACGUACGUGUCGUAGAGAAGGAUGCGAACGCCAUUGCAGUGUCAGCGUCCUUUUGGAGAUACUUUGAUAGAUCAGAGCAGAACAACAGCUGGUGACUCCUCCACGAGCCUAUAAUUAAGGACAACUAGCGCUGAGACAACUAACCCAUCUAGUUAGAUAUCAGUGCGUAUUGUAAGAUUGUGCUUCAAUUUAUGUCAAGACCGGUAAGUCUGAUUCGAAAGCUUCCGUACUUCCUCCCAUAUGUAUAUGUUCGCACUACUCUUAUCAUCUCUCCACGGAGGGGGUAAGUGGAGUUGACAUCUUGUGGGCGAGUUCUUCUUCUCUUAAGCUGUUGCCUGGCGGAAGGGUGAAUUUGAGGCAGAGAAUCCUGCAUGCUGUCAACUUAAACCUCCAAUUUUAUUUGCUCACCUUGAAUGCAAAUUGUGUGUUACGUAGCGCAUGCAGAUUCUUUGAGGCCUCCUGGUGUUCCUAGACAGGGGCUGUGCAUGUGGGUCACGAUGUAAUAUUUGAUGCGGAUAGUUUACUCCGAAAAAGACCUAUAUUUAUUAGAUUCCAGGGGAUCACUUCGCUGCAGAAGUAGUGCAGUAUGUGAACUGCCAGUGAAUCCUUUCAAUUUUCUAGUUAUUUUUUCGUCAAGAAACGAAAAAACCAACAUUGCAAUAUCGUCUAAAUGAUCCUUUACACUUUGAAUUAUGGUCUGAUUAUCGGUGUCGGCAAAGAGAGCAAAUUCAACGAAAUUCUAGACGGCAGUGCGUCCAUGAUGGUUUAACUAAUGAUCACCGAGGCGUCAAUUAAAUAAUACUGUACAUUUUAAGUCUUAAGCAAACUAUCGAUUUAUCGUUAAUGAGUUUCGGUGGACUGUAAAUUUCAAUAAAAUAAUAGAUAGCAGAGCGUCAACGAAUAGUCGCAACGUUAGUCAGAGUUAAGGCAUGCCUUUAAGUUAAAUGCAUGUCCGUCUGCUCACACAGGACGACAUCUUCUGCGGAAGUCAGUAAGCGUUUCUAUUUUUGUAAUUUAUUGGCACAGGCGAAAGACAGUCUGAUGUACACAGACAGUUUGCUUGUGGGUUUGAAGACAAACUAAGCCUAACGCCAGUCAGAAUUAUUAAAUAAAGGAGUCACUAACAAUACCCAUGUAGGAUAUCAUCUAUGCCUAAAGUUGUACGAAGGGCAGAAUCUUGUAAUGCGGCCUGAUAUCAGUAUAAAUGGGCAGAUUAUCUCAGAAGGUGAUACGAUUGCUGAAAAAAGAGCUCUGGUUCCCCGACGAUUCGGAGUUGGGGAUAAGUGUCCUGCCCAGAAAACUACUCCGUACACCUACCAACCGUCUCUUAUUAUUCUCCCCCUAUAUCACAUCCCCAACCCAUAUAAAGCGAUGAGCUCGGCCCGUCACCUCUAAUCACCCCCAUGCUUCAAUUAAAUCGGUGAUCGUUUAGUCACAGAUCUCCUUCGGAGACUUGCGUGACGCUUCCCCUAGCCAACUCCUCACCGAUUUAUCGACUCUGCCUUGAAAUUUCACAUCUCCACCCGGAAACUUUUCAACAGUCUAGGAGUACAAGGAAAUAGCCUCGUACAGACAAGAAAGACCCCAUGAACUUGCUGCAUGCAUGUUGUGUGACACACAGUAUGCAGAAAAAACCACACGUGGGAACAAAAAGGCUGACUGCUGAAUGCGUUUUCGGCGUCAAAGCACUUGCAAUGCAUGAAUCCUCCGUUUUGUGAAUCUCCGUCGAUUGGUUGUAAGGAAAAUGAUCCCGCAACAAGCCAAACUCACCGUGCUGAUGAUAAAAAGGAAAAGUGCAUGCACUACUUCGCCUCCUCCCGUGGGGCAGACUUAAUCGAUCUGACAAGGCAGAGCAGGACACGAGAACGCCUCCCAGCGUGAAGAAGAAAGCGCGAAACCGAGAAAUAAAACAUCAUCGUUGAGUCUGGAUAUUGCGUGCACUGAAGCAAAAACUUCUGGGUGAUUUACAUGAUUAUACAGUAGGAGGGCCAACUCAUGAAAUAUCAACCGAAUUUCUAAAAUGCGUUUUCGUUUCGAAAAGAUUAAUUAAGUAGUGUUGUAAAAAUAGCCAUCAUGCAGCAUACUUAUAUCGUAAUUCAGUUACCACUGGAUGUCGGCUUUCGAAUGAACUUCCUUCCGGCUGCAUGCAGAAACUACACUCUGUAAAAAACGGCCACUUAUGUAGCAGGAAUUUUUCUCCUUGAUUUUCGAUGCCCCAAACCUAUUGAUUCUUUUGCUCGUUUGGUAGAUAAUUACGUUAUCUUCUAAUUUGAUACUCGAAGGAGGGACAAAAUUCGAUUUUCAAAAGUUUUCCAAAUCCCGAAUAAUUUUGAACCCGCUCUGCCUUCACACUUUGAUUCAGGGUUUCCAAACUACAAGCCGUAUAUUUUCCGCGUACAGAAAACCACACAUUUCUUUACGGUAAUAAAAGGGGACUAUAGAGAGUUCAUAAAAUUAAGCAGUGGAUUUGAUGCAUAUUGCUAAUUUUACUAGCCACACUGGUAAAUGCAGAGAUGCGUCGAUUUAUAAACGGCCAUUUCACGGUAUUUAACAGUCCCACAAUUGGAAACUUUUUUAAAACCGAAUUAUGUCCUUCUGCUCAGUAUAGAAUUAGAAGAAGACGUAAUUUUCUACCGAGUGAGGAAAAGAAUGGAUAUUUUUAUGCAUGUUUUCCAUGAAAUAUAAUUGGACAUUUGGGAGCAUCGAAAAUCAAUGAUAAAAAUUCAUGCUACUUAAGUAGUCGUUCUUGCAAUGUGCAGUUUUUGCAUGAAGUCGGAAGGAAGUUCAUUCGAAAGCCGACAUCCAGUGGUAACUGAAUUACGCUAUUAGUAUGCUGCAUGAUAACUGGUUUUACAACCCUACUUAAUUAAUCUUUUCGAAACGAAAACGCAUUUCAAAAUUUCUGUUGACAGUUUCAUGAGUUAGCCCACCUACUGUAAACUAAUAGCGCGAUGUCUACCUGCAACAGAAGUGGACUGAACAAGUCGUUCUCGUGUGCGCAGAGGUACUUCACGGAGGUCCCGUAGUUGUUAUGACAGAAAGUACGAGAGCCUGCUAGUCGUAUGCAGUUUGACAGAUGAGUAGAAUUUGGGGCAAUGCUGCCAAUGUUGCUUAAAGAAAGGGUAUUUUAAAAAGUUUCCAAUUAGGAGAUUUUUUAAGUCCGUGAAAUGCCCAUUCAUCCAACAUCGUGUCAUUGCAUUUAUUAAUGUCGCUUAUAUGUAAUUAACGGUAUGGCUCAAAUUCACUGCUAAAUUUUAUGAACCCGUUAUGGUUUCUUCUUAAUAACUUAUCGACAUGUUUGAUUUUCCAUACACGGAAAGUACACAGCCUGUAUUUUGGAAACCCUGAAUGUAAGUGCAACGGCGGAUGGGCAACGUUCUCGCGUUCUGCUUGGAUUAUGGUAGGAUUAUCGGUGUCGGCAAAGAGCGCGAAUUCAGUGAGAUGCUAGAAUCAACGAUGACUCUAUGGUGGUGAUGUUUGCUUUCUCGGUUUCGCGUUUCCUUACUCACGCUGGGAGCUUUCCUGUGUCCUGCUCCGCCUUGGCAGACCGAUUAAGUCUGCCCCCAGAGGAUGCAUUUUUCCCUUCUAUCCUCAGCACGGUGAGCUUGGCUUUCUGCGGGAUCACUUUCUUUACAACAAAUCGACAGAGAUUCACAAAACGGAGGAUUCAUGCAUUGCAAGUGCUGUGACGCCGAAAACGCAUUCAGCAGUCAGCCUUUUUGUUCCCACAUGUCGCUUUUUCUGCAUACUGUGUGUCACACAACAUGCAUGCAGCAAGUUCAUGGGGUCUUUCCUGUCUGUACGAGGCUGUUUCCUUGUACUCCUAGACUGUUGAAAUGUUUCCGGGUGGAAAUGUGAGAUUUCAAGGCAGAGUCGAUAAAUCGGUGAGGAGUUAGCUAGGGGAAGCGUCAGGCAAGUCUCCGAAGGAGAUCUGUGAAUAAAUUGUCGGUGGUUUAAUUGAAGCAUGGGGGUAAUUAGAGGCGACUGGCCGCGCUCGUUGCUUUAUAUGGGUUGGGGAUGUGAUAUAGGGGGGGGGGAUGAUUAGAAACGGUCGAUAAAUGCACAGAGAAGUUUUCUGGGCAGACAACGUAUCCAUAACGUCUGCGUGUAGGAUGGGUUGGUGGAGCACAAGACUGAAAUGCAAGAUACUGACAGGGCCCUUGAAACAGCCUUGCGAGGCCUUUACCUAGGUCUCCGAGCUGGAACUUUGAGACAGAGACAUUUAUUUGCGGUCCACCCUAUAACUUCUGCUGGUAUUUUUCGUCACUACAGAUGAAUCGGCACAUCGGCUAUCGGUAAGCAUGCUACGGACAUUUCCGCACUUAUUUCGAUUAAUUUCUUUCGAGCCGGUUUUGUUAGACCGAUAUGCCAUCCAAUGGACUGCAUUGAAGUUCUGCUUGUUAAGCUUUGAGCUUACUUACGGUAGACUUUCAAAUGCGGCCGUCAGGUCUUGUGCCUAGGAUGACUCCAUGGAUGAGACCUGGCGUUUCCGUAUCCGACGUGAGGCUACUCGAUAGAUGUGCCUAAUUUAGAGCGUACGGCGGCAUUUGCUCUCAUCUGUAAAAAUGUCAUUCGCAUAGCUGAUUAAUCUGGCAACUUAAUUAAAGUUUCUUUGGCCUGUCCAUAAAGAGAGUGUCUGAAAGUGAAUGCAGAGUCUGGCCCAUUAAAUCUUCGGCCAGUCGUCGAUAAAAGCCGUUGUCAAGGGAUCUGCAAGUUCAGUGAGAAUUUUGGCAAUAGCUCAUUAGGUUUAUUUAUCCCUAUAUCUAUUUCCUGCUGUUUUAUCGAUAAGAAUUCGUAGAGGUGACCGACUGACCGUCUCGUUUGUAAAAGUAGGUGAGCUGUCUAGGUAGAGGUCUAUGAUCUCGCCAACGAUUUCGACGGUAUCUCAAUCACCACAUGGUUCUAGUCGACACAGUAUUGGGGUUGGAGUUCUCCGCUAGUCAGUUCACAAUCGCACUUUCAGGGGGGUUCUCAUAACUUGAGUCGUCCUAGUUUAAAGGCCAUCCAUGUGAAUCUUUAAGGGAUGCGAAGGGUUGGAUGCGUCCGCGAAACCAGCUUUUUACGCAAUCACCUUCACUGAGUCUUCUUAGACAUUAGCUCAUUUGUGACUUGACUUCGUCUGUACAAUCUUUUCUGUUGUCAGCAUUCCCGAAUUCCUUCCGCCCCGGUCAUAUUGGUUGAACCUUUAUGACGUAGGCCAAUUUUUUCACUGUAACUAUGCUCGUUGUUUGUACGGCAGUUACUAAGGUGUCAUAUACAUAUAAUAGCGAGGAGAGACGAGAAAAAAUGCGGGUAGAUUGAUGCAGCACUGUUUCGGGCUUGUUUGCCUUCAUUCAGCCAAUCAUAACCCUGACCACCACCAGCUGGUACCGGAAACACAAAUAUGCGCACAGACACACCUGGCGCAGUUAGUUCACUACUGGGGUCUACCAGAUGGGUCAUAAGGACUUCAUCGAGUCGAAGUUCAUCAGUGCCUCGCCACCUGCUAUUCUCUGUCGCUGCAGAUAGAGUAUUUAUUCACUCAGGAAUGGGCUCACACCGAUCCAUUGGCUUCCCGAACCAAACAAGCUCCAUAUGGGUGGCAAGUGUCACGAACAGGCGAUCAGGUGUCAGGCCGAAGUCGGUCAAGUCAUAACAGCAGUGAGGAGGGACGAGAGAGAAUGCGGGUAAAUUGAUACAGUACUGUGUCAGGCCUAUUUUGCCUUGAUUCAGUCGAUAUAUAUAUAUAUAUAUAUAUAUGUACAAAGUGGAUAGGUGGAUAAAUCCGUGGUAAGUUGCGUCCUUCGUCACGCCUGUACAUUGAUCGAAAAUGGCUACUGCGCAUGUUCGCAGAUUGAAAAUAUUUUAUUGGAGGUAAUUAUCACGUUGAAUGCAAAUUUCGGUUCGGCUACAAUUUCUUUUCGUUAUACGAAGGCCCAUAGGUUUUUUUAAUGACUCUUUGGUCAUACUUUCAGGUGACAUGGCUCAAAAACUCAGUCCACGUCGUACUUUUGAGGGAAUUCGUUGAUUAUAUGCUGAAUGACAAGAGAGCGAUCGAACUUCAAGACACUUUAAUCAAGUACGCCUAUCACCGACAUCCGGAUGAACAAUUCUACGGAACUCUUGCCUUCAAUCCAGAACUUGGCGCUCCUGGGGCCUGUCUGGGAUUCUAUAAAGUAAAAGGAGUUGACAGAGAUAUUUUUCGAUAUCCUGGAGUAGUGCGCUAUAAAAUAUGGUCACCUAAUUCCUGUCCUACAAAGUACGUCCGCUGGAUAUGUAUCUUGGGAUCUCAGAAUCUGCCAGACCUGAUCAGAGCCCCCGAGCUGUUUGCCAACAAGUUCCACGAGGACUACUACCCCGAGGGUUACAGUUGUCUGGAGUACGCAAUCGCCAAUCGGAGCUACCACGGACCAGCUCAUCAUUUUGAUCCAUCAAUAUUUGCACGGCUUCACUGUUCUUUAAACCACGCAUGA
Messenger RNA from Spirometra erinaceieuropaei, 7286 nucleotides. Lineage: Eukaryota; Metazoa; Platyhelminthes; Cestoda; Diphyllobothriidea; Diphyllobothriidae. The record is from the annotation of a GenBank genome assembly.